This is a messenger RNA of Neodiprion fabricii, 5988 nucleotides long. RefSeq lists its product as uncharacterized. Gene Ontology annotation, cellular component: nucleus. The transcript is spliced from 11 exons. Bases 2830 to 5706 code for a protein of 958 amino acids. Gene Ontology annotation, biological process: cell population proliferation; DNA damage response; positive regulation of protein phosphorylation. Lineage: Eukaryota; Metazoa; Arthropoda; Insecta; Hymenoptera; Diprionidae. The record is from RefSeq and is a predicted model, not a curated record.
AGCCCUGCAGUAAUAGUCUAACAGACCAGUGGGGAUCCCAUCCUCUCAUAGACUACGCUUUCUGAACAUACUUUGUUCUCUAACAGUGCAGCGUGAAUCUCUAGAUGCUUGAUACAAGCUGUUAGACAGUGUUCGAUAUGUAUUCACUCUGUGAUUUCGUCAUGUAAAUAGGAGUCAGGGGAUUAAAUUCAUUACGUUAAACGUUAGUCACUUGACAUCGUAACAAUAGCAUUUUACUGUCGCGAUCCAAGUCAAAAACGAAUUUAAUACAAUUCAUUUCACGAGAGACCGAGUUCUUUUCCAUUUGUUAUCACGCUGUUAUAGCGUUGUCAUUUCUAAACAAUUUUCGUUGACCUGUGGUAUUGUUGUGUUAUAUUAGCAGUGAUUAACUGGUGAAAAGCGGCUUGAGUAUAAAUAUUCAUCGUACAUUAGUCCCAGCACGGCUUGGUUUGUUGUCUAGAUUGUUUUCAGUUUGAGGUCAUCAAAGAUUUUUCCCAUGUUGGUACGAUCCCUGAAAACCUAAAAAAAUUUUUUAGCUUUUCUGAUCACUCGUCUUCACCAUAUGAACUUUUCAACCGAUUCCCAAAACGCCCAAAUCGAUUUUUAUUAAAAAGAAAACACAUUACAUUUUCGAAAUGAAACAUUUUCACACAAAAUUCAGAGUGGAAGGAUGUUCUUUCUAUUAUUUAAAUAAGUUGUUCUAUUCCCACUAGUAUUUAAAAUCUGUUGUAAAAGUAUGAGAAAAACUGUGAGUGUGUUUUAGGAUUAUAAAAACAAUUUGAAAAAUGGGUUAUCAAAUCGGAAAAUGUGGUAUGAACUAUGAUGGAUUUGGAACAGGUUAGAAAAUAGCCCAGAUGGUUAGAAAAUAGAAAAAAUGAUUUAAAAAAAAAUUGAAAGAACCGUACUUCCACUCUAAGUCUUACAUAAAAAUGUUUUAUUACGAAAACAGAAUAUUUUUUACCUGUUUCAUAUCAAUUUAUUUAGGUGUUUUUGAGAUUGGUUUAAAAACACAUACGAUAAAGACGAGCGAUUACCGAAAAUUUUUGUAAUGUCUUAGAUUUUCGUACUAACAUAGGUAAGAUCCUUGAUGAAAUCCAACGAUAUCAUGGUCAAUCGGUUAGUGAGUCUCGUAGAAAGCCUCAUAUACAUAUUCAAUGAAACGAUAUAUUAGGUAAGUGCAGCAGCUUGAUUACUAGAUAAAAAUCAGUUGAGCUUACAAGGUUCUUUCGCUUCGAAGAAUAUUCUGAAGUCUCCAAUCCGUGUCACUUAUUUUGAAAGAUCACCAUGUGGAGGACAAAUUCUGUGAAAACUAAUUGAGGUGAAUUUACUCCAACAUUUACUGCGAUGCCCAAAUCGUGACGGGAGUGAUGAAUUGAAAUUUUAGAUUUCAAGGUGGAGUCAGGGCUCACUAUAGUUUAUGCGUAAUUGCAGGAGAUCCACAUUUGGCUAUGGUACACGUAUCGAAUGUUUUUUGUGAAACUCGACGCUAAGCGUCCGUAGAUAGGCAACCGGAGAUACACAUGAGCCCUGUACUGCCGUUUCCGAAAGUAUCUGAUCAAACAGCUGACGGAGAUUCCAUUGGUUACACAAAGAUAUCUUUUCGAAUUUAGCAGUACGGACGUCAAAUGUAAUUUUGAUUUCACAAAACACUUCCGGUAUUUUAUAUACUGACAAGAACACGUAACUUUUCAGCUCGAUGUCUAACGAAUCAUUUGAAUAGCUGUGGCUUUACGGAGGUUACCUAAUGCAGCUAACAAAAGAAGUAAUAUUGAUAAAAAGACGUCUAGAGACGUCUAUAGCCAUAGUCUUCAUACGUGUCAUUUUUUCAAGUUGCAUCCUUCAGAAGACUUUAUAAGUGCUGAAUUGAGUUCUAAAAUCUUUUCAAAACGUCUAGUAAAUAGUAUUUGACUUUUGUGUUACGUGCAGAUGGAUAGAAAAACGUGUAGAUGACACAUUCAAGCUUCACCACUUAAGGUUUAGCGAAAAAAUGUUGAGUACAAUAUUGUAUGACGUAGAUUAUUAAAUGCAUAGUUAUAAAUAUAUUUGUACAUGUAAGAAUAAUAUAUUGUGUUACGAGUAUGGAAAGUAGGCGAUUUCUGAUGGGUGUGAAGUUUGCACUGUGAGCCGAAAGGCGAGUUCUGUAAUCACGUGAGUCAGAUAUCGCCCACUUUCCACACCUGUGACACACGCUACUAUUUCCAGCACCUGUAAAGGAUAGUUUGAUUUGAGAAGCAAUAAAGGUGUCACUGACAGCGUGUAAAAUUGAAGUUGGUUAACUUGCGAUGUCAAUUACACAGCGUGUAAAAUCGAGGACGUCAGUUGUGCGUUGACAGUGAGUAUAAGACGAAUCCACUAAAGCAAUUUGUUGGUGUUGGCCGCACUAAGUUGCUGACCCCCGUUGUGUGCAGUUUUAACGAAUGGAUUAAUCUGGUUUGAUAUUUGAUAAGAAUUCACUCCGCCAUGUUCUUGUUAAAGCUCGGUGGUUAAAAAAAAAAAAAAAAAUUGUCGUGGUAACUUUUUUACGUAACUGAGGGUAUACAUGUACAUACAACGUACAGAUAUUGGGUAUACAAAUAUAUAUACACAUUUAUAUAAUCAGAGAAAUACGUAUUUCACCAAAACAUAUAUUAUGAAAAAUUGAUACCAAAUGGAGAGCACGGCGAUAAGAACAGUGCCCUAUUUAUGGGGUCAAUGUAAUUUUUUCACCAUAUAAGUGAAUCUCUACUGAUUUCGAUUCGCUCGAUAAAUAGAUAUAAUAUUAUUUGCGUCAUUUGUAUAUGCAGCCAAACCCAUUCUUGUCGCCGUCAUCGGUGUUUGAUACUGUGUACGAUGAGUUCUGUGAAUAAAAAUGACAAGCUCAAGGAAGUUCUUGGCUUGUUACUUCUGCCCGAUUACUCCAUCGCUUCGACAACAUGUCUCGACAUAUUACUCUCACACAUCGAAAACAAGAUCUCGAGCAGAGGUUGCACGGGCGGCGAUGUUGACAAGUCUAUUUUACAAAAAUGGGUUUCGAAAGCAAUGGAUACUUGGACAGUUGAAAAAAAGCCUUACCAGGCUGUGAUAAUAUUCACUAUAAAAUUGGUCAGGAUUCUUGGUCGCGAUGAAGUCGACUUUCUCUAUUGGUAUCACAAAGAUAUACUGAAUAAAUUAUGCACUGUCUUUGCUCUGAAGGAUUCCCACGUUCACUCCUCCGUUAAAAUGGCUUACACCAAGAUGCUACUUGAAUUUGUUAACCACACAAGCGGACGGCAAUGGAUCAUCGAGACUGAGGCGUGGAUAGAACAAGCUAAGUCUUGUCACUCGAAUCGGAUGCUGUACGUGACAAGAGAGAGUCAAAAAUUCAUAUGUAAAUUAUUGAUGUUCGAAUCUGGAAACACCGUGUUUUGUGGACGAGUCAUUUCCGUGGCUGCCGAACCUUUUAUUAGGAAUAAUUUCGGCCUUCAGCCUCAACAAAAGCUUGAGGAAAAUGAAGCGUUUCUUAGCGCAAUAGACGUCCUGACCGCCAUAAUGGAAAACACACUGUUCUUGAGCAUAGACAACGCGAUACCACGACUCCUGGAUUCGGUGACAAACCUCGAAUCCAGGAUAAUGGGUUUAUUCGAAUCCUGCACAAGCAUAAAAUUACACUCACACAUUAUGAAGCUGGUAUAUCUACUGCUAUUCAUGAGACUCAAAGACGGAAUCGAUGGAUCCAAUGGGGUCGUGGACCCUAAAGCAUGGGAGGUUUUUGGAGUAACUUUACAGUUCAUAGACUCGGUACUGUUGGCAAAAAAACAUAUUUUGGGCAUGGCAAACGGUGGAAAGUUGCUUUUAACAUACUGGAAAAAAGUGAAUCGAUUGUGUGAUAUAAAAAUGCCAAGUAAUUACCAAAUUGAAAAUCACGGUGUAGUUUUACUGAUGGGUCUGUUGGACGUAUUUGUGUGUGUUCCGGAAAUUCCCGAGGACGAAUUCGAAAUCUUCUUGUACAAAUUUUUCAGCGUCACAAGCACUUAUACACAAAGGUUCUGCUACAUGUUACGCGACACAUUACUGAGGGAAGAAUUGCCGAAAGAAUUGAUGGCCAAAACGUCUAUUCAAAUAAUACUAGACACGUUAGACGUCAUGGACAGGGAGGGCGUGGCGAUUUUAUUUCAAUUAAUGUCACACUUAUUGAAGCAAUAUGCAAGCGCUGGAAAUAAUGAAGCAAGUUGUCGAUAUAAUUUUACAACCAGUAAAUAUGGAAAUGAGGUUGAAUAUCAUAAGGUACCACGAUUGAAGGUGAUUCUCAAUGGCGAUCCGAUCGUUAAGUUCCCAGAGCUGUUGUCUGCUGUUCUUCAUGCUCUUGCGACAAUUCUACGUAAAUAUAAAUUCAAGUGGCAAGAGUGCUUGGAAACUAUAACCAUUCUUCCAUCCGUUCAAGCUAUCCUGAAUCAUCCAAACGCUGGUCUGAAGGUGUGUAUCCAAGCGCUUUCGCUCUGCAGAAUGGGAAUUGAGAAUUUUAUGGCACCAAAUUUGGUACUGCUGAUGAAAUUGGACAGGCAGACAGAUGAAAUGGGACUAGUACUGUGCAAACGGCUACACGAUGCGGAGUGGCAAGUCAGAGAGAGCGUUUUGCAAGUGAUAAAUACAAUUGCGAGAAUAGCCGAAGACAAAUAUCCAGCCUUUCAAGAUUUACUUCUUGCUAACCGGUUUCCAGAGUUGAUCGUUGACAUCGCUGCUACCGACGAAGUUGGUUACGUAAGAGCAACGGCGCUAAAAUGCCUCUCAAAUUUUGUGCGACUACACAAGAUAUGGACUGACAAAUUGUACCACCUCGAUCUGCCGAACGUAGCUGUAAAUUUGAUAACCAAUGAAAUGGAAGCGAUAGUAAGAAGAGAAGCUGUUAUACUUGUCAAGGAAUUGUUCGUCUAUAGGAAAUGCUUAGAAUCAACAUUAGACAAAAUCACGAACGUCAUGUCCGCAACCGCCAUUUUAGAUCUUAACUGGGAAGUUAGGGUGAAGGCGCUGGAUUUCUGGUCACAAUUUAUAAAGUCACGCCUUAGUGAUCAGGGGAUGCUAGAUGGAACUUUUCCUACCUAUACGUUUUCCAAGGAGCAUAGAAGAAUAGUUUCCCUCGACGAAGACGAGAUCAAAAAACGGAUCAUUAAAGUUCUUGACGAAUUAGCAAACCGAAAUUGUCUGAGCGUACUUCUGGCCACGUUGGACAACGACAGUGAUUUCCAAGUAUGCAAAGCUUCCGGAGAAAUAGUAAAGAUGCUGAAACAAAUAUUCGUCUCUUAUAAAAUAAGACCGUCCUGCAACACGGAAAAUGAUAUUCCUCUCGUAGCUUCAGACAGAAAUUUGAAUAGCAAGAUUUUAUCACUUGGAAAAACUCAGGAUAGAUUAUGUAUCCGAAACGAGACCCGAGAGAUUGACCAUCAGCCCACGAUACCAGCAAAAAUUAUCGACAUCGUAGAUUCUGAUGAAGAGAAUCCUUUGGGUUCACUUUACAAACGUACGUUAAAUAUGAGCAUCAAUGCACAGCCAUCGAAAAGUAAAAACAUCAAGUACGUGUCCAACGUUACUAGGAGCCAAUUCAUUCGUAUGGUUUUCAAUUAUAACAUAGACGCUUACCUAGAAGAAAAGAAUCCAUGGUUGAAAACUCACGCCAAAAGUUUCAGAUCUAUUAUCAACGAUAUUAUCGUUGCUCAUCAGAGGAACAAGGUUAACCAUAUGGAAUAUUGUUAAUAUAUCGGAUUAAGUAACAAAAAGAUCUAUCUUAUAUCACACGAGUAUUAUUUAAAUUUGUACGAUACAAUUUUUAUUCCUACGUUGUAGAAACUAGAAUGUAUAUCGAUACGUUUCGGGCCGAAAGAAAAUUGCUACAAGUUAUAGGUAUAAGAAUUUCAUCAAGAAAAAGGGACAUGAAAGAUAAGUAAAGUCUGCAAUACUUUCUGCAAAAAUUUGUGUUGCUGAGAAAAUUAAUAAAAGAGUUUUGGUCUUAUUGAAUAGAUCAACAGAAUGAAUUAA